CUUUGCUUUCUCAUUGGACUAAUCAUUUCAUCAUUUCUUCUCUUCCUAAUCCAAACUACAAAAAUCAAUGGCGGACUCUCUUCCCCUCAGCAUGGCAGAAAGUGUUCUUGGGAAGUUGGGCUCUCUUGCUUUGGAAGAAUUCUUCUUGGCAUGGGGACUUGAAACCGAUCUUGAGAAGAUUAAGCGGAACUUGAAGGUCAUCGAAGCCGUGCUUUUGGAUGCAGAGCAGCAGUUGUCGCUGAAUCCACGGAUAAAGAUUUGGCUGGACAAUCUCAAACAAGUCCUAUAUGAUGCAGAAGAUGUGGUGGAUGAGUUUGAGUGUGAAGCUUUGCGAAGCAAAGUGGUCAAGUCUGGGAAAACCACUCGAAAGUCAGAUGGAGGUUAAGUGUGCUGAGGCAGUGACUUUUCGAGAGGUAUUGAGCUGGAUUAAAGAGUGCGGAUGAGAUCGAGUUCUUUUCAAAUCGGAUGCUCAGUUUCUUAUUGUGUCCCUUUUAUCACCUUUUGGUCUUUUGGUUUAAAAUUGUAAAUUGCUUCUAUCCAGUUAUGAGGAAGCAAGAUGUGCUUUUAUUCACAAGUGGUCUGCGAAUGAUGUCGCUCAUAUUCUAGCAACAUCGGCUCAUUCUGAGUCAAGUCAAGGAAUUUGGGUUCAUAUCCCUCCUCAUUGUACAGUUUUCUUGAUAGCUUUGAAUUAAUAAUAUUUUUUUCA
This is a messenger RNA of Manihot esculenta (cassava), 706 nucleotides long. Its product is annotated as putative disease resistance protein At1g50180. Bases 68 to 385 code for a protein of 105 amino acids. The record is from RefSeq and is a predicted model, not a curated record. NCBI's taxonomy places the organism in Eukaryota, Viridiplantae, Streptophyta, Magnoliopsida, Malpighiales, Euphorbiaceae. The transcript has 2 exons.